This is a messenger RNA of Mobula hypostoma (lesser devil ray), 6814 nucleotides long. Its product is annotated as erythroferrone-like. The transcript is spliced from 8 exons. The coding region runs from base 662 to 1624 and encodes 320 amino acids. Gene Ontology annotation, molecular function: hormone activity. The record is from RefSeq and is a predicted model, not a curated record. Lineage: Eukaryota; Metazoa; Chordata; Chondrichthyes; Myliobatiformes; Myliobatidae.
UUUGCACAUUCAGCCGAAGGAGAUGAAGGCAGAGUAUACAAGGACAGCACAUGCAGCUAGGGGAAGAGGAGGGGCAGGCUGCAGCUGAAAAUCAGGGAACAACUCAGCAUCAUCUCCCAGAGAAGGUUAAUUCUCAGAGUUAUGCUCCUUCCGGAUUUCAUGGAUAAAAAUUAUGAGAGAACUGCAUUUUUGCCUGGACUGAGUUUGCAAUCGGAGUGCCUCCCCAACGCUCUUCCUUAAGGCAGUGAGGGAUCAGGUCUCUCCAAACUUUUUACCUCAAGAUCCAGUCAGACCCGGCCCACAAAUUGUAGGCAAGGAACAAGCAGUAUAGAAAACUGAGUAACACCAAGGGACCUCAUCUUCCCGGGGAGACAACUACAUCCUUUUGCCAGCCUACGUGACAUUGUAGGCUCUGGAUCAGAAGCAGCAGCGGCAUGUAGUGGGAAGCCUCUGACUGUAGUGUUCAACUGAAAGGAGGUCUUUGCUUCUCUCUGGAGGAAGCUGUAAUCCUUGGUGUAAACUGGAUCUUCAGUCUCCAGCUCAGAGGAGGUGACGUGAACACAAUCCAUAUUCCCAGAGCAAAGAACGAAACUUAACAUUCACAAUAUUUUAUGCUUCCUUAUAUCUCUCCUGCUGUUGGCAGUAGCACUUACAAAUACAGAUGGCCGCUUCACUUGCUGAGCUCCUGACCAUUACACUGUGUGUUGACUUUGUGCUGUUCAAGUUGGUGCAGACUGAUCGGAGUGCUGUGCGAAACAUGGGGCGGAAACCUCUGCCAGCCGAGAAAGGUCUGGACCAAAUAAUCAACGUACCCGACAGCCAGCAGCAGCUACCGGAUUUGCCUGUGGACCCACGUGAUAGCUGGCUUCUGUUUGUGGAGCACUCGGAAAAGGGAGUCAAUGAAAGGAGGAAGAACAAAGGAAAAGCACGGAAAACACAGCAUGGUCUUCCGGGUCCACCAGGCCCCCCGGGACCCCAGGGGCCUCCAGGGGCUGUUGUCACACAUGAGGUGCUCCUGAAAGAAUUCAAAGAGAUGCUGAAAGAAGUGGUUGAAGAACGAAAUAGGAUUUCUUCGCAGGAAAAGUGCCAGGAAUGUCCAGGGAUUCAGGACAUUCUUGCCUAUCGUCCGCUGUUACCCAGCGAGAUGGGACAAUAUCACAGGCUGGAAGCAGCCUUCCACUGCAAGCUAAAGGACGACCUUGUGAUGGGCAGAAAAAGUCUGAAGGAGCUGCAGAACUUUCAUAUUCCUGAAAAGGAUGGCGUAUUUCUGCGAGGAAUUGGCCUGAAUCUGACCAGUGGCCAGUACGUAGCCCCAGUGGCCGGCUUUUACCAGUUCUCAGCCAACCUCCAUAUCGCACACAGAGAGCAUCAAAGAAGAAGGCACAAUAGGCCUCAAGAUGGUAUUCGAAUUCUCAUCUGCAUCGAAUCUCUAUGUCAGUACAAUGUGUCUCUGGAAACUGUCAAUGGCCUGGGUAGCAGCAGUCAUAUAUUUACUAUGUUUGUCAGUGGCACCCUCUAUUUGCAGGCCAUGCAGUAUAUCUCCAUCUUUGCUGACAACAGAUCCGGUUCCACCAUUACCAUUCAAAGUGGCUCGGACUUCACAGGAAUCUUGCUCGGCACGUAGAGCCAGCUGGUGCAUCGGGCGGUCUGCUGCUCCCUGCCCCUCUGCCUCCACCUCCCCACCUCCUGGUCUUCGAACUCUGUUACCAUCAUGACUCUCCACAUCACUGCAGCUAAGAAUUUACAGCCUCUGUGCCAAAAGCCAAGAGUAAUCGACGGGAGCGGAGCAGCAAGUCCUUAGCUUGUGUCUUCUGCCCAUAGCUCUGGGGCGUGCUGGAACAUCUCUAUUUCCAUGUAUUGUAAUGGCAAGCUGUUUCCCUCAGUGUCCAAUCUGCCAGCAACGUAGCUCCAACGGCUUUCAAAGCUCUUUUCAGGAUGUGAUUUACAUAUUAAAAAUAGGCUAGCAAUUUGUUUGUGACCAAGAUGUAUCUUUAAAAUAUGGGUCUGCAACAUUAUAUGGGUACACAUUAAUAUCUUUCUCACAGGUGUGAAAGUGCAACAAGGUGAGGUAUUUACUAAUUUAAUUACGUUAACCCUUUACUAAACUCUAAAAUGAUCUUCUUGAAGUUACUAUGCAGUGAUACUUCACUUCUACAAAUACUUCUGUUCAUUUUCUGCCUGUUCCUCCUUCCCCUUGCUGGAAUCAAGUUGCAGAUGGCAAUACAUUAUCCCCCUUGCCCUGCUUACAUUAUUAGCCCACUAAGGAUCAUCAGAGCCAAGUCUAACCCUGUGCUCAUAAAUGCCUAGACACACAGGUACACAGUGACCUGGGUUCAAUCCUGACCUCCAGUAUUGUCCAGUGUUGGCCCAUGUGGAUUCCGUCAGAUGCUCUGCUUUCUUCCCAUAUCCCAGAGAUGAGUGUUUGUUACUGCAAGUUACCCUUAGUCUAGGCUUCUGGUUGAAAAAUGGGGGAAAGUGGAGAAUUCUAUGUUUAACACAUGAUAGAGUAUGUUAUAGGGCAAUUGGUCAAGAAAUGAGGUCAAUAGGACAGCAAAGUGGGCUGAAUGGCCUCCAAAGUAAUAAGGAAACAAAUGAAAUAAAUCACCUAUGGAAAACAUGGAUAAACUUCCCUCUCCCUGCUGAGGGCAAUCAUUAUACUCCGUUUGUGGCCUAAGAUCAGUUGUGGGAAAACAAUAGAGUAAGGGAAAGUCAGAGUCAUAUCUGGGCAACCACAUCCGUUAGUGCUCAAGAAAGGAGAAAGCAUGGAGGAAUUUGAUCAGAGAAUCAUGCACUGGCACUGCAUGCCCUACUCGAGAGCCGUGAACUGCGUCACCACUCCUGUACCUGGUCAAGAGAAGGAUGUUGGUAAACCACAGGUAAUCUCGCUGGCCAAUGCAUUGUAUCAGUUAAAGUGCCUGGGGGCUUUCUUUUGCAUAGCUUGGUUUAACAAUUAGGAGUGGGAUUGUAAAUAGAUUUCAGUGGAAAUGGGGGCUGUGAGUGGGGGUAGGCAACUGCAGAUCAAUCAUGUGAUCCUAAACCAAAUCCAACUGUGGACAGAGAACUCAACAAUCCAGCCGAUUAAAAGAAGGCCGUUCUGCUCGCUGUAGUGAUUUCAGAUCCUGUUGUCUGCUAAUGAAUUUGUUUGCUUCCAUUUUGAGGUAUUGAUGAGCAUCAGUGAUUCUGCAAACUGAUUGACUGACACGCACAUAAUGUUUUAAACUGCUUUAUUCUGUAGAGUCCAAAAAAUAUUAAUAAAUAUUAUUCUGUAAGGUAAGGCCUAUGUAACACACAUAAGACCAUCUUCUCAGUUGACAUUUCAAACUGUUAACUAAAUGUAACUUCUUACCCUUGGAACUAAGAUAGCUGGGGUUAGUUACAUCAGAGGCUCUCCAUUGUCCUGAAUCACUCCUAGAUUGGCCUAACAAGUCACUUAGAUGAAACAAAAGAAAUGUAUCCUUCAGAACUGACAGACACCAGGGGGCAGGAAAGGCUUCAGAGGCUGGAAUCUGGAGCAACAAACAAAAUGCUGGAGGAACUCUGGGUCAGACAGGAUCUGUGGAGCAAAAUGGGCAGUUGAUCACUUGGGUCAAAACUCUUCACAUAUCAAGGUGAAGGGUCUUCACCCAAACAUCCACUGUCCAUUUCCCUCCACAGAUGCCUCCUGACCCACUGAGCUCCUCGAGCAGCUUCUUUGUUGUUCUGACAGACAACAAAGCCACGAUUCAGCCACAAGAGUGCCACACAGACCAAUCGACCUUGUAAGCCCCUCCGCACAAACAUCAAGGACAUGUCUAAACUGAAAGAGAUGUUACUGAGACUAAUCUUCGAACUGCUGGAAUAAAAUUUACAGUAUCUGAUAAUUUCCCAGAUUCUUCAAUCACAAUUCCCUGGGUGUGUCCUGCCCCCAACAAGAAUGCCUGUGCAGGAGGGUAAGAUGCUGGGCAAACAUAAACAUCUGCUCCAACUUUCAUGACCAAGAACAGCUAGUUGCCACCAGCUAAUCCCCUUCAGCUAAUGAAUCCAUCUUCCUCUAAGUUGAACAACCCUUGGUAAAAGCGUUGCUAGCAGCAAGAACGCAGAAAGUACUGAUGUCCACCACCAAGAGCAGCAAUAUGCAAACUCAAUCAUCACUUUAUUAGUUACCUCCUCUACCUAAUAAAGUGGCCACUGAGUAUAUGUUCGAGCUCUUCUGAUGCUGUAGCACAUCCACUUCAAGGUCCGAUGUGUUGUGCGUUCAGAGCUGCUCUUCUGCACACCACUAUUGUAACGUGUGGUUAAUUGGUUACUGUCACCUUCCUGUCAGCUUGAACUAGUCUGGCCAUUUUCCGUUAACCUCUCUCAUUAACAAGGCAUUUAUGCCCACAGAACUACCACUCACUGGAUUUUUUUUUUGUUUUGUUUUUCAUACCCUUCUCUGUAAACUCUAAAGAUUGUUUUUGUGAAAAUCCCAGGAGAUCAACAGUUUCUGAGAUACUCAAACCAUCCCAUCUGGCACCAACUAUCAUUCCAUGGUCAAAGUCACUUAGAUUACAUUGCUUCCCCAAUCUGAUGUUUGGUCUGAACCUCUUGACCAUGUCUGCAUGCUUUUAUACAUUAAGUUGCUGCCACUUGAUUGGCUGAUUAGAUAUUUGCAUUAACCAGCAGGUGUACAGGUGUAGCUAAUAAAGUGGCCAUUGAGUGUGGUUGCACUACAAACUGAACUAGCCAAGUUCUGAAGAAAAUAACUGGCAGACUGUGUCUACAGGUGGUAAGUGAAACAGCAAAGCAGAUAAACCUGCUUGAACUAAUCAAAAGACACACAAGAAAUUAGGAGCAGAAUGACAUUAGCUGGCUCCCAAAUCCUACUCACCCAUUUCAAAAUGAUUACAGUUGAUCAGCUCCAUCCCUCAUUUCCUUUCUUGAUCCAGUUCCACAUAGCCCUCAAUUCCCUGAUCCUUCAAAAAAUGUGUGUGCUUCAUUAAAUGGUAAUCUUGCCUCCACAGCACUCCAACAGAGAGAAUUCCUGAAAUUUGCUGCCAUUUGCAAAAGAAAUUCUUACACAAUUGAAUUUAAGUGACCACCCCCACCCCGCCCCACCAGCCUAUGUGCUUUUGCUGUUUCUAUUUGUGUCAGUAUUGGUAGGAGCGAUCAACGUGCAGUCAAAUUCUUGUUUUAAUUUUAUUAUGUUGUGUGGAGUUACUGUCAUACUAAGUUGGAAUAGAACCAGAACAUGUCUAACAGCUCAAAGCUGGACUUCCAGAAGAACAAUUACAUUCCUACCACUACUGUAUCUGGAUUGGUAAUGGUUUAUUAUUGUCACAUGUACUAAGAAAAACUUGUGCAAACAUCCACAACAUGUCUAAACUGAGAGAGAUGUUACUGAGACAAAAAAAAAAUCAGACUGUUGGAGUAGAAAUGACGGAAUCUGAUCAUUUUCUAGAUUCUUCCAUCACAGUCCCCAGGGUGUUUCCUACCCCCAGCAGGCCUAUCCUACCAGAGUGCCCUCACAGGAGGGUAACAGGCCAUGAAAAGAUACAGUAAAAAGCUUGUCAUACAGAUCAAAUCAUUCCAUAGUGCAUUGAGGUAGAACAAAGUAAAAGAAUAACAGUGCAGGUCAACGAUAAAUUGCAAGAUUACUCAGGGUAACUGUAAGCUCAGGAGUCGAUAACAGUGGGAUAGAAGCUGUCCUUGAGCUUGGUGGUACAUGCUUUCAGGCUUUUGUCUCUGCUGCCCAGUGAGAGAGGGGAGAAGAGAGAAGGUCUGGGAAUGUCUGGGUGGUUUCUUGGCAUUUCACCACUCUACCAUUCAUGUAAGGCUCAGGAAUCAGCAUCAUUCAAUAUACAGUACAGAAAGGCAUGUUGGAAAGAUACUAUGUGAACUAAAAAUGAAGUAUGAACAUACUGUAAUGAAACUGCAAUGAAGAUAAUAAACAAUAAAUCAAUAUGUGAAAGGCAGAGCAGAGUGAUGCUCCAACCAACAGAUCAGAUGAAAAUAGUCCAUCCUCAUGCAGUAAUAAGUGGUGAUGUACUAUUAAACAGAUGCAAGAGGAGACUUUAAACCAUCCCCAUCUUCACUGAUGGCAGAGAAUGCUAACAGUAAAGCUUUCUCCCGAGGUCUACAGCAAAACAGAAGUAGCAUUCAAACAAUUUUCUCUUCACCCAGUAUGAUACAAAGAAACAGUUCUGAGCAGUGGAUACGUCAAGAUUCAUGGGAUCACAUAUUCCAGUUGCAAUGUUGUUUUACUUGCUCCAGAGUAUUGCUAUCCCAGUACAGUUACAAUAUUGACAUCUACUCAACAAUGAAGAGAAUUGUUCUGUCCACAAGAACUGAAAAAAAAAUAAUCCAUCUGAUCUACACUCAUCAAUAUGCUUUCAACCACCAGUAAAUGGAUGGACCAAAAAUAGGCCCAAGUAAGCAUGAUUUCCUUAAGGGGAAAAUUUGCUUGACAAAUCUGUUGGAAUCCUUUGAAGAAUUAACAGGCAAGAUAGACAAAGGAGAGUAGGUGGAUGUUGUUUACUUGGAUUUUUAGAAGGCCUUUGAGGAAGUGCCACGUGAGGCUACUAAACAAAAUAAGAGCCCGUGGCAUUACAGGAGAGAUACGACCAUUGACAGAAGACUGGCUGCUUUGCAGGAGGCAAAGAGUGGGAACAAAGGGGGCCUUUUCUGGUUGGCUGCCAAUGACAAGUGGUGUUCUGCAGGGAUCAGUGUUGGGAUCACUUCUUCAUAUGUUUUAAGUCAAUGACUUGGAUAACAGAGUUCAUCAAAGUUGCUGGUGAACGCAGCAGGUUAGGCAGCAUCUCUAGGAAGAGGUACAGUCAACGCUUCGGGCUGAGAC